Exophiala mesophila is the source of this 1572-nucleotide messenger RNA. RefSeq lists its product as uncharacterized. The transcript is spliced from 3 exons. Gene Ontology annotation, biological process: cytoskeleton-dependent cytokinesis. The record is from RefSeq and is a predicted model, not a curated record. Gene Ontology annotation, molecular function: GTPase activity; molecular adaptor activity; GTP binding. Gene Ontology annotation, cellular component: septin ring; microtubule cytoskeleton; cytosol. Bases 152 to 1327 code for a protein of 391 amino acids. Lineage: Eukaryota; Fungi; Ascomycota; Eurotiomycetes; Chaetothyriales; Herpotrichiellaceae.
GUUUAUCACAACUGCAACUCACCACAAUACUCUCAUCUCUCCUAACAACUCCCACACUUCUGUCCAUCACCAAUUCUGUCCUGUCAGCGCUUUCUUCGUUUGGUUUGCAUCCCCUUAUCUCCUCUCCAACCUCUACAACGAAAGAAUAAUCAUGUCCCGAACCGCCCAGCAACAGCCCCAGGGCGAAGCUGCCUCCCCCAUCGGUAUUGCAAACCUUCCCAACCAAAGACACAAAAUCGUCGCAAAGAGAGGGGCAGCCUUUACUAUCAUGGUCGCUGGCGAAUCUGGACUGGGCAAGACAACCUUUAUCAAUACGCUCUUCUCAACCACUAUCAAGAACUACCAAGAUCACAAGAGACGACACGCAAAGCAGGUUGACAAGACUGUCGAGAUUGAAAUCACAAAGGCUGAGUUGGAAGAGAAGUUUUUCAAAGUCCGUUUGACCGUCAUCGACACUCCUGGCUUCGGCGAUUAUGUGAACAACCGCGACUCCUGGCAACCAAUCAUCGAGUUCUUGGAUGAUCAACAUGAAUCCUAUAUGCUUCAAGAACAACAACCUAGGAGGCAAGAGAAGAUUGAUCUUCGUGUUCAUGCCUGUCUAUACUUCAUUCGCCCAACCGGUCAUACCUUGAAGCCUCUGGACAUUGAGGUUAUGAAGCGCCUCUGCUCCCGCGUCAACUUGAUCCCCGUUAUUGCCAAAGCAGACACCUUGUCCCCCGCCGACCUGGCUCGAUUCAAGCAGCGCAUUCGAGCAGUCAUCGAGGCCCAGGGCAUCAAGAUCUACCAACCUCCUAUUGAGGAUGACGACGAAGCGGCCGCUCAACAUGCUCGAGCAUUGACUGCUGCAGUCCCUUUCUCCGUCAUUGGCAGCGAGAAAGACGUCAAGACUACCGACGGACGUAUCGUCAAGGGCCGCCAGUAUGCCUGGGGUGUUGCUGAGGUGGAGAAUGAGGAGCACUGUGAUUUCAAGAAGUUGCGGUCCAUCCUGAUCCGAACCCACAUGCUGGAUCUCAUUCACACGACCGAGGAGAAUCACUAUGAAGCGUAUCGUGCCCAGCAGAUGGAGACGAGGAAGUUUGGUGAGGCUCGACCCCGCAAGCUGGACAACCCCAAAUUCAAGGAGGAAGAAGAGGCACUUCGCAAGAGGUUCACCGAACAGGUCAAGGUGGAGGAGCAGAGAUUCCGCGCUUGGGAGCAAAAGUUGAUUGGAGAGCGAGAUCGCCUAAACAAGGACCUGGAAUCGGCUCACACCGCCAUCAAGCAACUAGAGCAGGAACUCGAGCAGAUGCAAGGCAGUGCAGCCAGAAGCCAUGGUCGCCGUGGUUAGCCAGGAGCUUGUUGCCUGUGCGUGUAGAGGAGUGGCAAAAGGAAAGGACCGAAUUCUGGCAAUUCCAUCUUAUCCAAAGGAUCUAAGAGCGAGUGGAGAUGAGCGAAUGAGCUUUUGAUUUCAUCAAAGUGCGUCCUCGAUCAUGGUAUAGAAGCCAUUUCAGUAUUCAGCACACCAUGAAUUAUUUCUCCUAAUGUCAUGUGUUUAUGGUUGAUUCUUCAUUGAAUUUUAUGGUUGAGGAACCA